Molecule: messenger RNA, 831 nt
Organism: Pseudogymnoascus destructans
Lineage: Eukaryota; Fungi; Ascomycota; Leotiomycetes; Thelebolales; Thelebolaceae
Exons: 1
Coding region: 1-831 (276 amino acids)
Source: RefSeq, a predicted model, not a curated record
AUGGGCUUGAAAUCCGGCAUCGCCCUCAAAAGCCUGCAGUGGGUCUUCCGCGCAGUGCAAUUCUGCUCCUCGGCCAUCGUUCUCGGGAUUUACUCCUACUAUCUCGCAACACUCUCCAACCACGCCCUACCUAUCUCUGGCUACCUGCGCUCCGUCGAGGGCAUCUCUGGCGCUAGCGCGCUCUACACGGGCGCCUCGCUCAUCCUACUGUGGUGCCUCGGUGGCUUCCGCUGGUUCGCCUUCCUCGCCAUCAUCCUUGACGUCGCCUUCGUUGGUGCCUUCGCCUACAUCGCCUGGGAGACGCGACAUGGCGUCACGAGCUGCACUGGGCAGGUAGAGACACCCUUCGGCAACGGCGACGCCAACAGCAAGCCUCCCGGCGGCAAGGGUGGUGUCACAGCCCUCCCAGAUCUCGGGUCCGUUUGCACGUUGGAGAAGGUCUCCUUCGCUGUGUCGAUUGUCGCGAUUGGCUUCUUCCUGCUCAGCGCAUUCGCCGAGAUUCUGCUAUGGAAGCACCACAAGCGUGAGAAGCGAUUCGGGCCAUCCCCAGCGAACAACUACACGACCGGGUCAGCGCCGGUGAAGUGGAAGUUCUGGAAGCUUGGGAAUAAAAGGAAAGAGGCGAAUGCGGGACUCGAUAUGAAUCCGCCAUAUGAGCCACCGGUGUUUCCACUAAGCGGGAAACCGGGGAAUACCUAUGUGAAUGAGGCAAAUCCAGGAGGAACGGGAGGCUAUGCCUAUAGUCGGACGGGGAAGGCGGAUUAUGCAAAGGAGCAGGGUUUAUAUGCCCAGCAGGCUUCCGGGGUCGCAGGAACACCAGGACAGUAUUAG